GCAGAUAUUAUGUUAUUGACGUGGGUAGCAUCACUGAACUGCCCUUCUUAUGCUGAUGUAGUGAUGGCGUGGUGAUGGCUCGGUGACUGUGGAAUAGCGGACUGGCACAGCGGCAGUGUGUUCGGCAAGCGACGAGUGCAGGAAGCGUCCUGUGUAUACUGUGGAGGACACGGAUUGUGAAAGACUGCACUACAUUACCAAUACGCCGGAAUCGCAGGAACCGUCUACAGGACUUGUUGUGCAGCAAUGUCGACGUCCACCCACAUGUCCAGCAAGCAAAUCACCAGUCAGGGAGAUGGCCAUCUUUCCGACGACAGCUGUCAGACAGCACAGCAAGAUCAGGGCGGUGGCAGCAGCGUACUAAGCCAUCUAAGCAGCAGCAGCAGCAGUAGUAACUCAAUGUUGUCCUCAGCUGGACUGUCCGCAGCUACCAUCAGUGAUAGUACCCAUGGCGCAGGGUGUGCUGAACUAUCAGCAGCUGAUUCUCCACGGCGCGGCGCCACCAACGUCGCGACAGCAACCACUGAUCCACACAGCGCUCCUACCAAACUACUCGUUGACCCGAUGGGGCAGAAUGCGGCCGCUCGCCACACCACACACGCAAGCGUGAUACACACGGAGAAAAAGUCUAACGUCGCAGGGCUAGAGUCUGACAGUGAUCCCAGUUUUGCUGCACAGCAACAGUUUCUGAGUUCUGGCACCCUGUCUUCGCUCACGGAUAGUGAGGACACAUUGCAGUUAGACAUUGCGUGUCCUAGUCAAAGGCACACACAUGCUGCAGCCAAGACUAGUCGAGCCGAGUCUGUCAACCAUGCUACUACUGCCACUAGUACUGCACCAUCGACCCGGCGGCCAUCCAAGGCUGCACUAGUGGCAGGCAGGUGUGGCACACGCAGUGCGACGGGCAUGCCACAGAAACCCAGUCGCAAACCGGGCACAUUUCAACCCGUCAAACCGCGUAGCUCAUCAUCAGCCACUGGACGACAGGGAAGACAGCAAGGUGUUUCUGGUUCUCAACCAACUCCAGAGUCGGUGGCGGUGGCAACGGAGGAUCUAAGUGCAUGGGAUACAUGGCUGUUAAAGAAAGCAAAGCAAGAGCGCGAUUGCACUGCUGCUCAACUACAACACGAGCGAGUUGCUCAACAGAGAGUGGAAACAGAGCGACAGGCCAUGAGUCGCCAACAUGAGAAGGCAGAGACGGCAUGGCAAGAAUGGUGCUCAAGCAAGGCAAGACAAGACCAGGCUAAACAAGAGCGAGAUGAACAGCUUCACUUGGAGGCACUCCGACGGAAGGACAAGAAUAAGCGACAAACUGAGCUAAGGGCUGAACAAGCGUUCCGUGCUUGGCUGGAGGAUAAGCAACGGGAGAGCACGGUGCAGGUCAUUCACGAGCAGCAGAAGCUAAGAGAAAAGGAAGUCGUUACGGCUGAGAAGCAGUUGCGAGCCACUCAAGCAUACAGAGCAUGGUGCGCCGAGGCGGAUCAUCGACUUAGCAGAGAACGUCGUCGCGAAAUGUUCGAUGUCCUGAGAGCACCCAUGUCGCCGACGUAUUGUAAUCCAGUACCAUGGCAACCAGUUGUGGUCGACAAGAAGAAGCCACGACGACGGAAAUAAGAUGGCGACCAGGUGCUCGCUUAGCGUUUCGUUGAUCAAACGACAUUCUUGAGUAUUUUUAAACGUCAUUAUCAUCUAUACAAACUCUUCUUUUAUGACAUUCUGUGUCUGUGAUAGCUGUCUCUGUUGUUGUAUUUCAGGACGCCUGCUGCAAAACCAAUGAUUGAGAUUGAUUAGCUAUUUCACCAUGUCAUGUU
Molecule: messenger RNA, 1811 nt
Organism: Sycon ciliatum
Lineage: Eukaryota; Metazoa; Porifera; Calcarea; Leucosolenida; Sycettidae
Exons: 5
Coding region: 247-1614 (455 amino acids)
Source: RefSeq, a predicted model, not a curated record